Messenger RNA from Malassezia pachydermatis, 1605 nucleotides. Its product is annotated as fyve finger containing protein. The record is from RefSeq and is a predicted model, not a curated record. The coding region runs from base 1 to 1605 and encodes 534 amino acids. Gene Ontology annotation, biological process: intracellular signal transduction. The transcript has a single exon. Lineage: Eukaryota; Fungi; Basidiomycota; Malasseziomycetes; Malasseziales; Malasseziaceae. Gene Ontology annotation, molecular function: guanyl-nucleotide exchange factor activity.
AUGAAUACAUUGAACUGGUUUGCUUCUCAGGGCACAUCGUAUGUCCGACAGCUUAAACAGUAUUUCAAGGAUCUGGAUGCCCUUAACCCGGCGCGACACCAGGAUGCAUUUCUUUCUGCACCGUGGACGAAUAGCGGCGCAACGGCUAGUACAGGGCUAUCCACCUCGUCUUUGCUCAUGAUAUCUAAUACAACAGAGAAUACGCCAAACGUGACGCCGGGUGAAGUGCCUAUGCGGGGAGGUAUUUUGGAGGAAGCGGGAGAAUCUGUUCUUUCCUCGCGGGCUUCAUACAGUGCGGAUCAAGAGGUGAGGGAGGAUGCAAGUAAGCGCUUUAAGAUUCUAUGUGAAGUUAUUGAGACGGAGCAGACCUACGUGACAGGACUCAAUGAACUGAUGGAUAUUUAUGUUCGUCGUGCGCGUCAUUCAACAGACCCUUCAGGGGACGAUCGCGUAUUGCCUUUGAGCAUGGAACGUCGAAUCUUUGGACAUGUGGAAGGCAUUGUACAGUUCCAUCGUGAUGCCUUUUUACCGUCUUUGCUAGAAGCUACGAAGCCGCUGUGGUCCAUGCAUACGACGGACCCAACAUUGUAUGCGAAGCAAACGGCUCAAGUGGCCGUAGAUGUGGGCAAUGUUUUCUCGCAACAUGCUGCCUAUUUCAAAAUGUACAUGAACUAUGUGAAUCAGUACGAUUCCUCUGUUCAAGCCAUUUCGCGUUGGUCGGAACCUACCCUGACGCGAACACGUCAAGCCCUCCGAACGCCGAGCGCCUCGUUCAGUAACAUCGGGCAACGGUUACUGAAUUCCGACACGAGUCAAUCCGAUGACCGCAUUGAGGACUCAUCACACCUAUCCAACUCGGAUCUGCGCAAGUUCCAACACUACUUACGCAAAUGCCGCGAAGAUCCUCGCCAUUCACAAAUCAAUCUAGAAGGUUAUCUUUUGCUGCCAAUUCAGCGCAUUCCCCGGUAUCGUCUCUUACUGGAGCAGCUUGUCCGUUGCACAGGGCAUGAUAUGCUACCUGAUACAGACCAAGAGGCUUUAGCGCGCGCUUUGGCCCACAUUUCUCUUGUUGCUUCCUGGGUCAAUGAAGGAAAGCGCCAAUCCGAACAGGGCCGGCGUUUACUGCAAUGGCAAAGCAAGUUGCGUGGUACGUUUUCUGCUCCUUUGGUUCAGCCACAUCGGCGUUUAAUCUGUGACGGGCCUCUACGGCUUCGACGGGUGAGUAAGCGCGUUGGUCAAAGCAUGGAAACGGUCAACGACGAAGAUGUUCUUGAGCAAACAUCUUUGGAUAUGCCUAUUCAGUUAAUUUUGUGCAACGACCUAGCUGUGAUUGUGUCAUCGCCGCAAGCCGAAGACCUUACUCCUAGCCGUCGAUCUAGUCUGAAUGCAACGGACCCAGAUCUUGUGGAUGUUACCGCUGUGUUUAAACCGCAAGCGCAUACUUCACCACCGGGUACCGUGAAGGAUGCUCUUCUGCCUCCGGCAAGCCUCGUGGGACAGCUACAUUUGCGUGUUGUCGACUCUCGUCAUGUCUUCUACUUCACAGCAUCUUCACAUCGUGAAGCUGCGCGCUGGCGUGCAGUGAUAAAUGCACAACCAUUCUAA